Messenger RNA from Strongylocentrotus purpuratus (purple sea urchin), 4032 nucleotides. RefSeq lists its product as uncharacterized. The transcript is spliced from 6 exons. Gene Ontology annotation, molecular function: nucleic acid binding. The coding region runs from base 147 to 3572 and encodes 1141 amino acids. The record is from RefSeq and is a predicted model, not a curated record. NCBI's taxonomy places the organism in Eukaryota, Metazoa, Echinodermata, Echinoidea, Camarodonta, Strongylocentrotidae.
UCUAUUGUGAUUUGUGCAAGUGUAUCCAGAUUCCAGAAAGUGUAUCCAGAAAGACUGCAGCAAUUAUCAAAUGAAUUAAGGCGUUCUUUUGACCACGUCAUUAACAUGAUAACGAAUUGUCUGGGUAAAGGACAUCACCAGACACAAUGGCCAGCUGCAGGCUUGUGGCAUCUUCUAUUCUGUCUUCCAACCUCCGACCAUACCUGGAUGGCAUACCAUGUAGUCACUGGGAAGCAAGGCAAUGGAUUAAGCAAUACCUGAAUAAACGCGGGGGCUGGGCAGACUUGAGUACAAUAUGCACUGCAAGGUCAAGCGGUCCAAGGACAGACAGCUUUCCAUGUAGAUGUAAGGUCACUGAAGUGAUGAGAAGCGCAACCUUCCUGAAGGAAUUUCUUGUUAGAGAAAAUGUGGUGUGCUUGAUGACAGCCUAUGAAAGCGGUCUCCGGAAGAUGGAACAUCUCCUUGAGGAGAAAGGCCCUUUAACAAUGAAUAUACUUCUUAGGAAUCUGAGGCAGAAAGUUACAGAAGGUGAGGAAGUGGCCCUUGGAAGAAACAGAAGAGAACUGAAGACCACAAUCUGCAACGAGUCAGCCAUUUUUGCCAGGGAGCAGUCAACUGGUUUGAUAGUGCUACGUGGGGUCCAUGCGGUGCUAGAUCCCUCCUGUUGUCAUUCAGGCAUAAUAGGAUGGAUCGAGCAGUAUCUUAAGGAGCAUGCUGGAUGGACUUCCAUUGAUGAUAUGGACAAGGUAAGAUCGGAGCUUCUGACAAGUAAGUAUUCUUGUCAAUGUGCCAUAAGAUCCUUGCUUAUGCUUCCUAACAUCCGCAAGCAUUUCCAUGUGCAAGGGAAUACUGUCUAUGAAAAGUCAUAUCAUCAGUCUGGUCUCCAGAAAGUGACAGAUGUUCUAGUGAGGAAUGGUCCACAGAAGGUAGAUGAUUUGCUGCAUAUGCUGAAAGAAGCAGAGCAUCUGUCUGAGAGAGAACUAAGGGCUCUCGGAGACAAUAAGAAGGAUUUUGCAGAGACCAUUUCUAAAGAGCCUCAAAUGUUCCAACCGUUAUCACAGUCAGGUAGAGUUCACUUGAAAGCUGGUAGUUUCAAGCCCUGCAGACAUUAUGUCAGGACUGAAUGGAUUAACAGAUACUUGAAGGAACGUGAUGAGUGGGUUAGUAUUGGAGAGAUCACUGCAGCCAUUUCUAAAAUCCCUACUCAUGAUGGUGAAUGUAGCUGUGACAUUUCUACCAUACUCCUGGAUGACAAGUUACCUUUCCAUGUUCAGGGUAAUCAAGUUAUGUCACAGUCAUUGUUUACGUCGAACUAUGAAAGAGGCAUAAAGAAGAUAAAAGUUUUCUUGCAGAAGAACGGCCCUCAACCAGUAGGCAUACUACUGAACAUGCUCAAACACGAAAAGAUAAUGACAGCAAAUGAAGAGAAAGUGACAGGGCGAAACAAGAAGGAGCUGGCAUAUACCAUUGCCAGAGAGCCCAAGAUCUUCAAGUUUGCAUCACCUCCAGGCAUUGUAAUGUUGAGGAAUACCCAUCAUGAAGGCAGUAACCAAGUCACUAAAGUUGUCGAGUAUCUAGAGAAGUAUCUGAGAACAUCCAAGACUAGUUUUGUAAAGACACUUCUAAAUCAAGUCGUCAGACAUGAGUCUUUGAGUACAGGUUGCAUUUCAGGAAUGCAUUCACUCAGGAAGUUGCUAGCAGCGUACCCAGAUCGCUUCCUCAUCCAUGGUGAUGGCAGAGUAUCCCUGACAAAGAGUCGUCGAAUGGCUCUUAGCGACCCUGCAAAGUCAUGCGCAACUAAGAGAUAUGGAACCUCUGAGAGUGCAUCCACAUUAUCUACAAAGGACAUCAGAGUUGGACAGUCUGCUGAGGAGACUGCACAGACAAGAGUACAUAGUUCCUUUACUGGAGAUAUCAUCUCCUCCAAGCCAUUGGACAUCAGUGACAAGAACAAUAAUCUUGACUCUAUUACCAGUAACAAACAAAGGGAGAGUUUUCAUGAAGCUUGUAAAAGUGAAUCAUCAAGAGAUCUAGACAGAGGCUUGAGGUUUGUGGAAAAGCUCCUAGAAAGUCAUGGACCUAUGGUCUUACAAGACAUUCACACUUCCAUAGUAGCUUCUCACAAACUUGACAGACCUACAAGAAGGACCCUGGGAAGAACUCCGGAGGAACUGCUCUCAAUUCUCCUGUUUCAGAAGGAUACUUUUCAUGUCAUCCCGCCAAGUGACCUAGUCGUCUUGCACAAGACGACCCAAAUGAGAUUGAAUCCAUGGACAAACUGGUCUGAAGAAAGUAGAGGAAUAUUUGACAGAAAGUCGUCAACUAAAUCGGCUUGUGGAUUUCAUCAGGGAAAACCUUACAGCAAAAGAGAGGCAAGUGUUUGGGCAUACAAAGAAGAAGGAACUAGGAGUGCCAACAGUUUUGGAGAGUCCUCCACCACAUCCCAAGGACCCGUAGAAGAGUGUAGAGCAUCGAGCAAGACAGGAGACAUCUUUCACCAGUUAUUGCUUCUUCUCACAAGUACAACUAUUCUCAAGGUGGUAUUUGAUGUCCAAAGGAUCUGUGCUAUAUUGUGUGAGAAGAUGCCACUCCGCCUUGAUAAUGUUUUCGAUAUCAAGGUGGCGAAUCAGCUCAUUAGCUGCACAUCCCAUUGUAUACCCGACCCUCCAUCAUUCACAGAGCUGUGUGAGAAGUACAGCGUGACCCCAUCAGCGGUGGUCCAUGUGUCCUGUCAGAUUCCUGGAGGAGUAGAUGCCAGUGAUGUGGCAAUAAUUAAGAACAUGGCAGUCAUGACCUGUACCCUCAUACCACAUUUUCUGCACAAGAUGUUCAGAGACAUGAAGGUGGAACUUCUCACGGAGCACAAUUGCAUUGUUGAAGAACUCUGUAAGGCCUGGGGCCCGAGUUUGCAGUCAAGAGGACAACCCACUCAGUUAAGAAGUCCCAAAACAUAUCCUAACAUAUCUUCAGUUCGAGAGCAGGGGAUGUCCAGCCCGCAACUGCCCAACCCUCAUCUUCCUGAUCCUCCUGUUCUUUGUGUAGAAGACGAUUGCUCUGCUUGGGAAGUAGGUUAUGAUCCAGGGAGAUGUCUUCCAAAGAAUCCUAACACAAUCUCAGUCCAAGGGCAGGGAAUGUCCAGCACGCAACUGCCCAACCCUCAUCUUCCUGAUCCUCCUGUUCUGUGUGUAGAAGAUGAGUGCUCUGCUUGGGAAGCUGGUUAUGAUCCAGGGAGAUGUCUUCCAAAGAAUCCUAAUACAAUCUCAGUCCAAGGGCAGCAGAUGUCUUUGACCAGCACCCAGAUGCUCAACCCUCGUCUUCCUGAUCCUCCUGUUCUGCAAGCUGGAGAGCGCUGUAUUCCAUGGGAUCUGAUUCGCGGUCAGGAAGAUGUUUUCCUGAGGAUGCUUGCACAAAUUCAAGCAAAGAACGCAGGUCGUCUUCCAAAGAAUCCUAACACAAUCUCAGUCCAAGGGCAGGAGAUGUCUUUGACCAGAACCCAGAUGCCCAACCCUCCUCUUCCUCUUCUCCUCCUCCUAUUCUGCAAGCUGGAGAGCGCUGUAUUCCAUGGGAUCUGAUUCGCGGUCAGGAAGAUGUUUUCCUGAGGAUGCUUGCACAAAUUCAAGCAAAGAACGCAGGUUGUCUAUAACAAGGAUGCAUGCAGAUACCCAACCGUCAGCUCCAAGAUCCUCGCGUUCUUCAUGUGGAAGAGCUUUGUACGGCCUUGGAUUCUGGUAUGGGGGUAUUCCAGUGUCCCCUCACCCAAAGAGCAUCUUUGACUAGCUUGCAGGUGUCCAACCCUGCUCUUUGAGAUCCUUGUCCAUCACAAUAGCAUGGAGGGAGAGCCAUGUUUGCAUUAUUUAAGUGAUACAGAGAAUUUAAGAAUUUUUUUAUACAUUUAGAAUGUUAAAAACAAACGAAAUGUAGGUGCCCAUACUCACAAAAGUGGUAAUAAUAAUAAUAAUAUGUCUUGUUUACCCAGGGUAGCCUCAUCAGCAUUCAUACUGUUCUCCCUGAGGGCCCUGCGAUCAUAUUAUU